AUGAAUCAUCUUUCGGAUCUCGAAAAGGGUCUGGAGGACGGUCUUCAGCUCGACAAAGACCCGCUGGUGGAGAUGGUGGAUGAGGAGAACCACAAGCAGGAGGAGGAGAUACCCGAAAAGUCAUAUGGAAAGUCAUAUGACAAAUCAUGUGACCACGACCCUCAGGAGGACUACAGCCAUCACAAACUCGCGUCCAAAUCCCAAUCGCCCGACCCGGACAGCAUAAGUAAUCACAGUACAGUGGCUCCGCCAUACACCAUCUUUGACGGCAGUGAUACAUUCAUUUUGAUUUCCGUGGCGUGUGCAGCGGCCUUCUUUUCGUCGCUUUCAAGCCCAAUCUAUCUUCCUGCCAUGCCCAUUCUCGAAAAGAAGAUGCAUGUCAGUACUGAGCUCAUCAACUUGACGGUGGUUGUAUACAACUUGUUUCAGGGUCUAGGGCCUGUGGUUUGGGGAGCUCUUGCCGAUGGAUAUGGACGGCGGCCUGUUUAUUUUGGCUGCUUGAUUGUCUACAUUGGAGCCUGCGUCGGCCUGGCUCUAGUCAACUCCUAUGGAGUCAUGAUGUUUCUGCGAUGUCUUCAGGCCGCAGGUAUAGCUGCAACUGUGAGUCUAGGAGCCGGGGUAGUUGGUGAUAUCACCACCCGAACCAACCGCGGAAAGAUUAUGGGCAUCUUUCAGGGCUGGGCGCUGCUAGGAGGCGGAUUCGGACCUCUGAUUGGAGGAGGGUUGACCGAGGGGCUAGGAUGGAGAAGCAUUUUCUGGUUUCUGGUGAUUGCCAGCAGCUGCACUCUGCUGGCUGUCUAUUUGCUUCUGUCUGAGACGAGACGAUCGUUUGUGGGAAAUGGCACAAUCUAUCCCGAGUACUGGAUCCAUCGAUCUCCCUGGAUGAGAGUGUCUCCUCGAUUGAGGAAAAGAAUCCAUAAAGACGGAGGAGGAGACAUGGAUACACUACAGCCACGGACUAAGCCUCAGUAUCUCUCCUUUCUGCUCAUUUUGAAAGAACCAGACGUUUUACUCAUUCUGUUUGCGGCGUCUCUUCAUUAUGCUGCCUGGUUCAUGUUGACUACAGCUCUGGCUUCGUCUCUGGCCGACGUGUACCAUUUCAAUUCGCUGCAAAUCGGUCUGGGCUUCAUUUCUAACGGAAUGGGCUCCAUUGUGGGCUCCUUUGUAUCCGGAAUCAUGAUGAACUUUUACUAUCGCAAAAAGUUGGAAAAGUAUAGACAGGAGUGUCUGGGCAAAUGGAGACAGGAGGAGGUUGUCAAGAGAGGAUUGCAAGACGAAUCUGAGGUCGACGACUCGACCUUUGAACUCGACGAAUCGAAAUUCGACAUUCAUGGAGCCAGACUCACUCUCUGCCUGCCCAUGUCGGCCAUUCUGGCAGUAGGAAUCAUUGUCUACGGAUGGACCAUUGAGUACGAGGUGCAAUACGUGUGUCCCUUGGUCUUCACCUUUUUUGUCUCUUUUGGCGCCAUUUCCUAUCUCAACUUUGCCUCCACUCUUUUGGUCGACAUUUAUCCUGAAAAGGCCGCUUCUGCUAUGAGUUGUGUCAACUUUGUGCGGUGCAUUAUUGCCGCUGGAAUGAUUGCAGCGGUGGACCGGAUGAUUCAGAGCCUGGGACAGGGAGGCUGUUUCACACUCAUUGGCGGCAUCUGCCUGCUUAGUAAUGGUUGCACUAUGGCUGUGCAUAGAUGGGGACCUCGGUGGGUGGCCAAGAGAAAUGCAAAGAAGGCGUGA
Yarrowia lipolytica CLIB122 is the source of this 1731-nucleotide messenger RNA. RefSeq lists its product as uncharacterized. Gene Ontology annotation, molecular function: transmembrane transporter activity. The record is from RefSeq and is a predicted model, not a curated record. Gene Ontology annotation, cellular component: plasma membrane. Gene Ontology annotation, biological process: transmembrane transport. Lineage: Eukaryota; Fungi; Ascomycota; Dipodascomycetes; Dipodascales.